GAGACGUGAUCCCAGAACCCUCAUCCGGCCGCCAACUUGCCCAGACGUCUUUAUCGUCACUCCUAGUCCACCCCGGCCGGAAACCGGAUCCGUGGACCGCGCUCGCCCAAACCAACGACGAAACGUCGGCGCUCCACUGCGGUUGACCCUUUCCCUUCACCUUUUGGAAGCCUCCACGACGGAGAGCGGCAAUGACUCUCCAUACUGCCUCGACGACUGAGUGCUCCCGCGCCUGCGACCGUCUUCUAACCCGACCUACAUCACAACGCGCGUCCUAUCCCUUGCUGGCCUCACCCACCCGCACGCUACAGGUUGGCUAAUAUAUAUCAUCCAAAGACAUGGCCUGGUUCAUGAGAGGAGUCCAGAGUGCCGUCUUCCACUAUGCCUCGUGCGCACCCUGCACCGGCUACUCAGACGGCAGAAAGAGGAGGAAAGCAGCAAAGGCCGCGCGCAAAGUGAGGGAGAAGCUGGAGCUGGAGCAGCCCGACGCAUACCAUCAUCCCGAGCCGACUGGUACCAACAUAUACUGGCAAGAGGAAAUCGCCAUGGGCCCAGGGCCACCACCACGAAGAGCGCGGAGGACCAACACGGCAACUACAGGCAGCACGAGGGGUAUGCCGACACGGGGAACACAGAGCUCGGCUUUGAGCAAUGGUGGGAGCAGCAUCGACGUCGACCACGCCGGCAAUACCCGCCUCAGUGACGAUACUCUCGACGACGACGACGAGACGUGGAACCACAAGCGAUACCAGAGGGAAGACGAGGACCUAUGGGGCCACGACGAGCCUUUAAUCAAUCUCGAACAAACCAUGACUGGCUCUUCCGUCGGAGGUGCGGGUUAUCAAAUACGGAGGCCUGUUACUUCAACAUCUGGAAGCUACUAUACCGCGCGCGCACCACCAGUCAAUGAUCUGCACCCUCCCGUCGUCAGUCUUCCAUCUCCCGACCCCAUUGAUAACCGAUGGAUGCUCCAACCACCACCCAAAGCUAGUGUCAUGGCUGGCAAAGAACGAGCGUCCAACAGGAGUCGGAGUGGCAGUGGCGCAAGUAGCCGCGUAGAAUUGAGCUUGGGUCGCCAGGUCAGCACAAGGCAAUUGAUGCACAAGUUGGAGCGAGGCGAGACGCCUGAGGCUCGAUCAGCAUCACCAAAUGGUUCGUAUUUCAACCCAUCACGGUGCAGGACGCCACAAGCUCGACCGCCCUCUGCCACCAGCAGUGCUCGUCGGAGAAAGAGAAGAGACACAGCCAUGGCUCGUGACCUGGCUAUGGCGCGAACCGAUACCGUGAGCACUCAGCAUUCGUCCGGUGAAUCCAGUGAUACCAUCAUCCGAGGCAACUCCGCACCUCGCACCGCAGCCAUUCCGGACGUUAAAGUAAUUCGCGUCCGCCAGAGCCGUCCUGCCCUCUCCACAGUCUUGUCCAGCAAUUCAGGUAGGAACGAUACGCCAGUCACAGCAUUAGUUCCCAACGGUAGCGAUGAGAACGCUCUGCGCAUGCCUGAGAAGCCCAGUCCAGCGCACCACCGCUUCACAACCACGUCGACCCCCGACUCCAUCCCCCACUACACCAAACACCGCGAACCUCUCAAUUCAUCCGAUAUAUCCUCCCUUAACUGCCUUCAAGACCUCGUGUCCCCACGCGCUCUACUCGAUUCACACUUCGUCUCCGCACCCCUGGUAGAAGCCAAGAUUCGAUUACCACCUUCAGAAGAGGACAUGGCCGCAAGGGCGCGACGAGAGCUAUCCAACAGCGGUUUCAGCAUCUCAAGCGACUGGGAUGAAGAAGAAGAAGGUAUCGUAAGAGUACCUUUUGACCGGAACUUUGGACCACCAGAAAAGGAUCCAAGGUUUAGAUGGAGUGUCGACUUUUGAUCAGAUCAUCCCUACCUACCUACCUACCUACCUACCUACCUACCACCGCCAUCACCAUCACUCACACACCACAUUCACAAACAAUACCUGACUUCUCACUACGCGCAUCAUCAGC
This is a messenger RNA of Alternaria alternata, 1986 nucleotides long. RefSeq lists its product as hypothetical. The record is from RefSeq and is a predicted model, not a curated record. The coding region runs from base 339 to 1871 and encodes 510 amino acids. The transcript has a single exon. Lineage: Eukaryota; Fungi; Ascomycota; Dothideomycetes; Pleosporales; Pleosporaceae.